AUGAAGUUUACGAUACUGGUGGCAUCGGUGGCUGUCGUCAUCUCGGCAGCACUGGCGCUGGAGUUCGAAAGCAGAAAGCUGCAUCCGGGAGCGAAUGGGGGCGAGGAGGGAGGGCACCUGUCGAUGCUGGAGCAGACACCGGCCGAGGAUCGCCAGUGGCAGGCGGUGAAGAAGCACGAGAAGCGCCAGACGGGCAAGAAGAUUCACAUCUUCCUCGGCAAGCCAAAGGGCAAGAAGCCGAAGAAGCACGCGGCUGGCGAGGGCGAGACGGAAACGCAGACGCGCAAGACGCCCGAGCUGACGACCCGCUCGGACAAGGGCGUGAUCGAUACGACGUCGGACGCGCCGGAUGCGGCCGUCGGCGAGAGCCAGCACUACGAGAUCGGCGAGCAUAACAUCGUGAAGGAGAAGAUCAAGAUCAAGCACCAUCACCAUCACCAUCACCACAACCACGUGAAGACGGUGGUCAAGAAGGAGCCGUACCCGGUGGAGAAGGUCGUCCAGGUGCCGGUGGAGAAGAUCGUGCACGUCCCGAAACCGUACCCGGUCGAGAAGGUCGUCGAAAAGGUGGUACACGUGCCGGUGGAGAAGAUCGUGCACGUCCCCAAACCGUACCCGGUGGAGAAGAUCGUCGAGAAGGUGGUGCACGUUCCGAAGCCCUACCCGGUGGAGAAGAUCGUCGAGAAACCGGUGCACGUACCGAAGCCGUACCCGGUCGAGGUGAAGGUGCCAUAUCCGGUGGAGAAGAUCGUCCACGUCGACAAACCGUACCCGGUGGAGAAGAUCGUCGAGAAGAUCGUCCACGUACCGAAGCCAUACCCGGUGUACAAGCAGGUCCAAGUGCCCGUCCCCGUCGAGGUGAAGGUACCGUACGAAGUGCCGAAGCCCGUCCCGUACCCAGUGGAGAAGAAAGUGCCCUAUCCGGUGGAAGUAAAAGUUCCGGUCGAAGUCGAGCGCAAGGUGCCCGUUCCGGUGAAGGUUGAGGUCGAGAAGAAGGUCCCGUACCCGGUGAAGGUGUACGUGCCGCAACCGUACCCGGUGGAGAAGAAGGUGCCCUAUCCAGUUCCGGUCAAGUCGGGCUCAUCGUUCCCGUUCCCCUUCGACAAGGACGUGACGAGCUACUCGAACUCCCAGUUUCAUCCGUUUGAAUCGCAGCACCACGAAGAGUACGCCGGCUCGGAGGACAACUAUCGUCGUGCGGCCAAGACGGGCUACAAGAAGGGUAAGGGUAAGAAGUCGAAGAAAACCGACCAGCAGUCCCAGCAGGAGCAGCAAAAGCAACAACAGCACCAGCAGCAACAGCAGCAGCAGCAGCAUCAAUCGAGUGCCCCGGUCACGGAGGACCACAGCGAGGGACAGACGGGCUUGGGAGCGUCCUACUCGUCGCUUAGCACCGGCACCGACCAUGGCGCCCACUACACCCAGACCACCAUCUUCCAUGGCGACUCCGGACACCACGCACAGUCACAGCAACAGCAACAGCAGCAGCAGCAUUCUCACCAAUCUCUUCUACAGCAGCACCAGGAUCAGUUGCAGCAGUACCAUCAGCAGCAGCAGCAGCAGCAGCAACAGCAACAGCAACAGCAGCAGUUCCACCUGCAACAGCAGCAGCAACAGUACGGUAACCAAGAUCAGAACAGCUUCUUCAACCAGCAGCUAGUCCACUACAGCCAGCAGCCCAAGUACGGGCCGUCCACUUUCCCGGGACAAUCCUCCUCCCAAGGGUCGUCCGACUACGGUUCGGCACCUCAGUCUACCGGACAGGAGUACGGCAGCCACCAUCAGUACGGUAGCUCCGAUCAUUACCAUGGAUCUGGCUCGAACCAGCAGGAAGUGAUCGUUACUCCACCGUCCGGUGCCGGGGCUGGCUCCGGAUUCGGUCAUCAACCGGCCACGUACGGUCUAACGGCUCCAUCGAACCCGGGCGGUAGCUUCCAGCUCGAUUCCCAGCCACAGCCCUUCCAGCUGCUUCAAUUUGCGCCCUUCCAGUACCAAACGCCAACCGGAUUCUCUCUGCCAACUGCCAGAUAG
Anopheles coustani is the source of this 2031-nucleotide messenger RNA. RefSeq lists its product as uncharacterized. Bases 1 to 2031 code for a protein of 676 amino acids. The record is from RefSeq and is a predicted model, not a curated record. Lineage: Eukaryota; Metazoa; Arthropoda; Insecta; Diptera; Culicidae. The transcript has 2 exons.